Rotaria sp. Silwood1 is the source of this 510-nucleotide messenger RNA. NCBI's taxonomy places the organism in Eukaryota, Metazoa, Rotifera, Eurotatoria, Philodinida, Philodinidae. The record is from the annotation of a GenBank genome assembly.
AUGCAACAUUUAUAUUUAUCACCAAUUAAAUCUAAUAUAUCAAAGCGUUUUAUUAAUUUUGUAUUCUUUCGUUUGAAAAACACAUCAUCCGUUGUACCAAAAGUAACACAAGAAAUAAAAGAAGCCGCUAAAGAACAUGUACGAGAAUUACGUCGAGAAUUCGAUAAACCAAUUAAAUUUUCAACUAGUCGUGCUAAACAUUGGGAUACAGCUGAUUCAAUAGUUUUUAAUCGUCAUAUUGGAAAAUUUACACGACCAGUAUUAAUUGUUACUGUUUUAAUUAAUAUGUUCUAUUGGGGUUAUUAUCGAGAAGAAAAUGAUAUUGAUGACAUGCUUAGUAUGGAACCAUGGCAAGUAUUUCCUCGAUUAAACUUAGAAUAUCUUAAAACAGCUGAAAGACAAUAUCGUGAGGCUGGCCUUGAUACAAGUCAAAUAGAAGUCAAGAAGAAAAUGAUUCAAGACAUGUUUCAACCACAAGUAAACGAAGAAGUUCGUGUUAAAUAUAAAUAA